CGGGAGCUAAGCAGGGGAGAGGAAGAGGCACGGCGGCGCGCGCCGGGAGGACGGGGAGCGUGUUGACAGAAGUGGCAGCAGUCCUAGAAUUAGUUGAAGAUGUCAGGUCAGACGCUGACAGAUCGCAUCGCAGCUGCUCAGUACAGCGUUACAGGAUCAGCUGUAGCCAGAGCGGUCUGCAAAGCAACCACACAUGAAGUGAUGGGCCCCAAGAAGAAACACCUGGAUUACCUAAUCCAGGCCACAAAUGAGACAAAUGUCAACAUUCCACAAAUGGCUGAUACCCUCUUUGAAAGAGCGACAAACACUAGUUGGGUUGUUGUCUUCAAAGCCUUAGUUGCAACACAUCAUCUAAUGGUUCAUGGCAAUGAGAGAUUUAUUCAAUAUCUGGCAUCUAGAAACACACUAUUCAAUCUCAGCAAUUUUUUGGACAAAAGUGGAUCACACGGAUACGAUAUGUCAACUUUUAUCAGGCGCUACAGUAGAUAUUUGAAUGAGAAAGCAUUUUCAUACAGACAAAUGGCAUUUGAUUUUGCAAGAGUAAAAAAGGGGGCUGAUGGUGUAAUGAGGACAAUGCUCCCGGAAAAACUACUGAAGAGCAUGCCAAUAUUACAGGGACAAAUAGAUGCACUUCUUGAAUUUGAUGUUCAUCCAAAUGAAUUGACAAAUGGGGUCAUAAAUGCUGCAUUUAUGCUUCUGUUCAAAGAUCUCAUCAAGCUUUUUGCUUGUUACAAUGAUGGAGUCAUUAAUUUAUUAGAGAAGUUUUUUGAAAUGAAGAAAGGACAGUGCAAAGAUGCCCUUGAAAUUUAUAAGCGGUUUCUUACUAGGAUGACGAGAGUAUCAGAAUUUCUUAAAGUUGCAGAGCAAGUUGGAAUUGACAAAGGCGAUAUUCCCGAUCUCACGCAAGCUCCCAGUAGUCUUAUGGAGACUCUUGAACAGCAUCUGAAUACUUUGGAAGGAAAGAAACCUGGGAACAAUGAUGGGUCUGGUGCUCCUUCCCCCUUGGGCAAGUCUUCUCCGGCCACAACGGUUACAUCUCCCAAUUCUACCCCAGCAAAAAGUAUUGAUACAUCUCCACCAGUUGAUCUUUUUGCAACAUCUUCAACGACGGCUCCAGUCAGUGCUUCCAAGCCCUCCAGUGAUCUUCUAGAUCUUCAACCAGAUUUCACAUCUGGCUCCGCACAAGCAGCUUCAGCAGCUCCCACGGGUGGAACAACUUCAUGGGGAGACAGUUUGGCUGGAUUUUCCAGUGUUACCUCUGAACCACAGAUUUCAGAUCCAUUUGCACCAGAACCCAUCCUAGCUCCUCCUGCUGCAACUGCUGACACAGCAACUACUUCUGCAACUACCACUGGUGCUGUUCCUCCGGCUGCUGCGGCUGAGGUGGAUCUCUUUGGAGAUGCCUUUGCAGCUUCUCCUGGUGAAGCCCCUACAGCACCUGAAGGGGCAGCAGCACCAGCUACCCCAACCCCUGUAGCAGCAGCUCUUGAUGCAUGCUCAGGAAAUGACCCCUUUGCCCCGUCAGAAGGCAAUGCAGAGGCUGCUCCUGAGCUGGACCUCUUUGCUAUGAAGCCAGCUGAGACCGGCGUUCCUGUAGUUACCCCUACAACUAGUGCAGCUCCUUCUGCAACCAGUCCUACUCCAGUUGCUGCUGUGGCCCCUCCAGUCCCUGCUACAACUGCUGCUACUACUGCUACUGUCACUACUGCUACUACAUCUGCUACUACCACCUCUAUCACCACCUCUGCUCCUCCUGCUGCUCUAGAUAUCUUUGGUGAUUUGUUUGAAUCCACACCUGCUGAGGCUCCGGCACCACCUAAGCCAGAUGCAGCUCCUAGCAUAGACCUAUUUGGGACAGAUACUUUUUCUUCUUCAAUUACUGGAGCUUCUCCUGGGCCCGAGAAUUCUCUCACUGGUGAUCUCUUAUCAGUGGACGCAUUUGCAGCACCAUCGUCCCUGCCCACUGCUUCCCCGGCUAAAGUGGACUCUUCAGGUGUGAUUGACCUGUUUUGUGAUGCUUUUGGAAGUGGCCCUUUGGAGCCCCAACCUGCAGUUUCAACUGCUUCUAGUACUUCUGCUUCUGCUGACCUAUUAGCUGGCUUUGGAGGUUCUUUUAUUGCUCCUUCUCCAUCACCUUCCCCUAUCACACCAGCUCAGGCUAAUAUAUUGCAGCCCAAUUUUGAAGCAGCAUUUGGAGCAGCCCCUUCUCCUUCCCCUGCUGGCAGUUCCUUUGAUUCCUCAGUGUUUGAUGGCUUAGGUGAUCUUCUUAUGCCCACUACAAUGCAAACUGGUCAGACUUUGUCCUGUGUAGGCACAGCCAUUGCUUCUGCUUCAGCUGCAACCAAACCCAUUGGAAGUGAUCUUGAUUCCUCUCUUGCAAACUUAGUAGGAAAUCUUGGAAUUUCUGGUACCACAACAAAGAAGGGAGACCUUCAGUGGAAUGCGGGAGAGAAGAAAUUAACAGGAGGAGCCAACUGGCAACCGAAAGUAGCACCUGCAACAUGGGCGUCUGGGGUUCCUCCGAGUAGCCCCUUGACAGGAUCUGUGCCUCCAGCAGGUGCUGGCCCCCCUACACCAGGUGCUGCUUCUCCACAAACUGGAUCAGGAUUUGGGAUGCCGCCUCCUGGAGCUGGCGUUGGGAUGAUGCCACAGCAGCCUCUUAUAUAUGGACAACCGAUGAUGAGGCCACCAUUUGGAGCAGCUGCAGGACCUGGUGCACAAGUUUCUCCAAGUCCAACACCUGCCACCCAGAGCCCCAAGAAGCCCCCAACAAAGGACCCAUUAGCAGAUCUUAACAUCAAAGAUUUCUUAUGAGCUAUUUAAGUUUUGUGAAAGGAUAAGUGAAGACGCAAGUUUGGAAUCUGCAAACAAGAAUUUUGUUGCUCAGAAUUUCCAAGUGAGCCACCAGUACCAAACCCAGUGCUUACUCAGACUUCUCUCCUACUUUCAAAACGUGUAGCACAGCUGUGAAAGUGAUCAUAGGAAUGUGUACUAUUUUAGUUGUUAUCCCUUCUCUCUCUCUCUCUCUGUUUGUGUACUUGGGUUAUAAUUUAUGUGUUUCUCAACUUAAACAAUGGAUGUAUGUUUCUGAUGCCUUCUUAGUGCUUUUCUGAACCAAUCCAUUAGGAACAGAUUAUGCAGCUGUUGUGUGGUGAGCCAUUUGGAGCGAUGUGUCUGUGUUUCUGGAGGUCUUAAUGUAAAUAACCUUGGCGACCCUCUAAAUUUUCUCUUCAAAUCCAGUUCCCUUUGCAUAUCUGUUAUACAAAACAAUAUUGUGUUUAUAUCAGGUAGCAAGAAGAACACUGUUGAUCCUUUUUUUUAAAGUGUGUGGAAUGUAUUUUUUUCCCAAGCAAGAUUAUUAUCAAAUUUUUGUGGGGUACAUUUUAAUUUCCUGACAUUUUAUCUACUAAUAUGAAUGAAAUUCAUAUUAAUAAUCUUCUAUCAAGUUACGUGACAAAGGUUGUUAAAAAAAUCCCCCACAUAAAAAUAUUUUAUCAGAUUUCUUUUUAAAAAGUGUCUUUUAUUUUCAUUAAAACCAUCAUAUUUAUCAUUGUUAUUUAAAAUGCACUGAAAACAAGUAAAGGGUAAGUUUCUUGCCAUAUAAUUCAAACAUAACAAAAACAAACUCCUUUAGGUUUGUCAGGCUACUUGGGCUGCCCACUGUUUCCAGGGGGAAAUCAUGAAUUUUUCUCCCCUUUUGCUUUUAUGUACAUCUGUCAGUUUUGUUCUUUUCUGUACAUAUCUUAGAUUAGUGUUUUUCAUCCCCAUACAGCACUAUGUAUUUUCUGUACUGUUUGUGAUUAGAGGUCACACUGAACCUGAAUUAUGCCCUUUACUGUAAACAAAAGUGUUCUUUUAUCAUUUUAGUUUGUUCUCUCAUACUGUGUGUGCUGAUGGCUUAGCUUAAGAUUUUUGACUUCUUAAUAAGGUCACUGUUGAUCAGUGUUACAAGUGGCUUGGCAGCUCUUUGUUAAAGCAUAUUAGGUUGGAAAGAUGUUCAUCUAAGUCUUUCAAAUUAAUAUUUAAUCAACAUGUGGUACUAUUUUUAAAAAGUGGUUGUAUAUUGUUGGGAUAACAUACCUUGUAACGACAGAGAGUUAGAGAGAGAAUUUCAAAUGGAUUUGCUUUGUAUUUUGGUUUGAGGAAACCCAGUGCAUGUAUACCCUCUGAGAUGCAAUAAAACACCUUGA
Molecule: messenger RNA, 4190 nt
Organism: Notechis scutatus (mainland tiger snake)
Lineage: Eukaryota; Metazoa; Chordata; Lepidosauria; Squamata; Elapidae
Source: RefSeq, a predicted model, not a curated record